AUGGAGAGUAUGUCUGAACCGGUCAUCAACAUCGAUUGUGCUCUUCCUCAAAGUCAUAUCGAGUGGACCCAGCAAUCAACUCACUGGAACGAGCCGAGCGCCGAUGAUCAGGCGAUGUUGGCUGCUGUUGUUGCUACCGAGGAAUCGAUGGAGGAGUCUACCAAUUCUGUCGAGUAUGGCUUGCAGUCCCUCAAAAUCCGACGACUAAAGGAGUAUUGCCAGCCAGUCUACGUCCCUCCCAUGGCCAAGGCCAACCUCCAAGGUCACGAUAAUAUCUUCUUUUCCCUUAUGGACAAGGCUCGGAAAUUCUUGGCGAGCAACCGCCAGGUCAUGUUGAUACUUGGCGACUCAGGAGCAGGAAAGUCAACAUUCAACCGGCACCUGGAACACUACCUUUGGACCAACUACAAAAACGGUGACCCCGUCCCACUUUUCAUCAACUUGCCGACUAUCCGAAAGCCUCAGGACGACAUGAUCGCGAAGCAGUUGUGCAUCCACGGCUUUACUGACGACCAGAUCAUGGAGAUGAAGCGAUACCGCGAGUUCAUUCUCAUAUGCGACGGAUACGAUGAAAGUCAACUUGUCGUCAAUCUUCACAAAACAAAUCGACUAAACCAGCUGGAUGAGUGGCGUUCCAAAAUGAUCAUUUUGUGCCGGACCCAUUUCUUAGGUGCUGUUUACCGUGAUCGUUUCGUGCCUCAGCCUGUGGACCAUUACCGACCUAGUCGACCUGAUCUCUUCCAGGAAGCAGUAAUCGCAUCCUUUUCCAAGGAACAGGUCCACGCCUAUGUUGCCUGUUAUGUACCGCUGGAGCCACGACCAUGGGUCGCCGCAGACUACAUGCGCAUGCUUACCACAAUCCCCAACCUCAUGGACCUGGUCAAGAACCCCUUCCUAUUGACGCUAGCGUUGGACGCCUUGCCAGGUGUUAUCAAGGACCGGCAGGAACUGUCGGCCAUAAAAAUCACUCGCGUCCAGCUCUACGAUUAUUUCGUUGACCAAUGGCUCGGUGUCAACAUGCGACGGCUCCAAAACAGCGUCUUGGGCAAGAACGAUCAGGAGGUACUGGCGGAAUUAGUCGAGGUGGGCUUUAUCUCAUUGGGUAUCGACUAUGCAAUAAGACUUGCUCGGGCUAUCUUUGACAAACAGGACGGAAACCCAGUGGUCCAGUAUGUCCAUUUCAGUGACAAGGAUUCGUGGAGGGCAGAGCUCUUUGGACCGCAGCCAGAGGCUCGACUCCUUCGCGAUUCCAGUCCACUGAUGCGCACCGGCACUCAGUACCGAUUCGUUCACCGAUCUAUGCUGGAGUACUUUUUCUCGCGUGCCAUGUAUAAUCCUGCCACUCCUGGAAGUCACAAUGAGCUUUCUCCUCCGCCCGACAAGAGUUCCCCUCAUGUCAGGUUGUUCGACGCCGAAGGCCCGCUGUUCAAGUAG
Molecule: messenger RNA, 1434 nt
Organism: Linnemannia hyalina
Lineage: Eukaryota; Fungi; Mortierellomycota; Mortierellomycetes; Mortierellales; Mortierellaceae
Source: the annotation of a GenBank genome assembly